GCACAGUUCGCAUCGAGACUUCGAGCAGAGAGGCAGCAGUUGCAGAUAGAGAUACAAAUCCAGAUAGAGAUAGAGUGUGAGCCGCAGAUACAGAUACCAGUGACCAGAUUGAGAUACAACUUCAGCAGAUCCAGUUGCAAAAUGCCGUUCCCCAUUCAUCCGCCCAAGCAAAUGCCCUGCCCCCACUGGCAGCACUUCCCCAUCAGUCCGGUGGACACCAAGCCGAAUCCCUUCGACACCGUGGGCGGAGCAGCGGCCGCCGCCCAGGCGUCCCAGGGCAACAACAAGCCGCCGGAGCCGGUGUCCUACAGAUAUUGCUUGCAGUGCAAGACCUCCGGCAAGGAGGUGGCCAAUGGCCACUCCUCCGACCGGGAGUGAAUGCUGGGAAUCGAAGGAAAAGGUCACCCAAAAACACCCUACUUCACACUUCACAGCCACCCAUCGAAAAGGUGACAUUGCUCUGGAGUACUCCGAAAGUAAUCAGCAAAGUAAUCAAUGAAAUAAUCAGCCAUCACCUGUAAUCAAUCCACUUACCAGAGGACAAUGGAAUCACUAGCUUUCCCUGCACGAGUGCUUUUAAAAAGAUAUAAAAAAAAUUAUGAAAAAAACACACAAACCUUAAUUUAUAAAGGCUUAAAAAACUAAAUGAUAUUU
Drosophila bipectinata is the source of this 654-nucleotide messenger RNA. RefSeq lists its product as uncharacterized. NCBI's taxonomy places the organism in Eukaryota, Metazoa, Arthropoda, Insecta, Diptera, Drosophilidae. The record is from RefSeq and is a predicted model, not a curated record.